Molecule: messenger RNA, 537 nt
Organism: Paramecium tetraurelia
Lineage: Eukaryota; Ciliophora; Oligohymenophorea; Peniculida; Parameciidae
Exons: 3
Source: RefSeq, a predicted model, not a curated record
AUGAUAUUAUGCGUUGGUGAUAUUGUGCCUCCCACAACAGAGAAAGCAAAAGUGUUAAGGAGAAUAAUUUUCUUUAUAAUUUUCUUACAAAUCUGCUUGGCAUUAGGAAAACUGUAUUAUGAUAUGUGGGCAGGUGUGGCAGAAUUCACAUCAGCUUUUAUUUUAUGGUGUGCUUAGGCAUAAUUGAAUUAUUGUAAUUGUGUGAUUUACAUAUUUUUUUGUCUAAUGAACACUUUUUUGAUUGUGGUUAAUUUUAUGACUGAUAUCUAAAAUAAGGUCAACCUUGAAUAGUUAUCAAACGAUGGUAGAAAUCAGUUUUUGCUCUAAGCAAUUUCUUUGACUUUUUACAUUGUUUCGGUGUACUUCACUUUUUAAGCGUAUAAGGAAUUUAAAGGAAUAGCAUAUGAUGUGUAUGCAGCAACAACAAAUGAUCAUGUUCUAUCAAAAUCGAAUAUAAGAUAACAAAUAGAAAUGCAUAAUUUUGAAAAUUGACUAUAAUUAUUUUUUUAGUUAUAAUUUAUUACAAUAAAUUUCAUA